Molecule: messenger RNA, 1410 nt
Organism: Pseudomyrmex gracilis
Lineage: Eukaryota; Metazoa; Arthropoda; Insecta; Hymenoptera; Formicidae
Product: MDS1 and EVI1 complex locus protein EVI1-like
Exons: 1
Coding region: 21-533 (170 amino acids)
Source: RefSeq, a predicted model, not a curated record
GAUAACUUGUAACACAAUCGAUGCGUACAAUUCAUCUUUUAUUUAUAUCAGCGAAUUAUGGUAUGUACGUAACACAUGUCUACGACAAUCGGACAAUAGGUUUUUUCUUCUACGCGGAUUGUGUUUUUGCGUGGCGAACACGGACUACAUCGCAGAUUUUCUCGUCUGUUUCAGACAUCUCCGAAUGGAACAUACAAGACAUUGUCGACGCGUACGAUUCUUCAUCCGACACGCCCAAGCAAUACACGUGCCCGUUCUGUAAGAAAACCUUUGCGCCGAAGAACCAGCUGAAGAAGCAUCUGCAAUUCGGUUGCAAGAUGAACCCGCGCGGCACGCAGUUCGCCUGUGCCUUCUGCCCGUACAAGAGCAUGUACAAGGCCAACAUGGAGAGACACGUUAGAAAUCUUCACAGCACCGACACCGUGCAGUUCCACUGCGAACUCUGCGACUUUCACAGCAAUUAUUCCUUUUGCGUGCGCAGACACAUGAAGACCUUUCAUCGCGCGAACUUCGACGAAACUACGAAACAGUAAAAAAGAGCGAGUCUUUUCUGUACAAUUAUUUUUUGUUGUCUCACGACUUUGAAAAGAUAUGUCAUUGUUCUUUUAAUAAUUUUUUUUUAUUGCAUUAUUUUUUUAAGCUUAAAAAUAAUUAAAUAGUAUUUUACUAUUCUUUACGCAUCUACAGUCUCCUAAUUAUUUUUUGUAAUUUAGCAGUAUUUUAAAGAAGUAAAAUAUGACGACACAUUAAGAGGUUUUUUAAAUAAGUCGAAUUUGAAACAACUAAGCAAAGUUUUUUUUUUAUUUAAAAAAAUUAGAAAAAAUUAAAAUAUUCGAAUUAGUAGUAAGGCGAUCUACAAAUAACGUCGAAUUUUUGGAGUAUCAUAUAAUAUAAGUUGUUUCAGAUUUACUUAAUAUCCAAUGUAAAAUUUAUUAGAAAAAAUCUUAUGAGAUUAAGUUAAUCUACAGAUUUGAAAAUAUAUUUGCAUCAGUGGCCUAGUAAGGGAGGGACGAGGAGGGCAAUCCACCCCGGGUGCCGUCUUAACAAGGGCGCAAUGGAAUAACAUGUAAACGCAUUUUUAUUGCUUGAAGCUCAAGCGUUAUUUAAUUAAAAAAAUUUUAUUUAUUAUAGUUUUACUUUUCCGAUUACUUGCGUAAUAAAGAUACGAAGUGUCUUUUUAUAGAAUUUGGCGUUUUUUAAAUCUAAUAUUAUUAUAGUUUUUAGUAUAGAAUGGAAAGACUGUUUUGUUUUUUCUUACUUAUUCUUAAGAGGAUACUUAAAGGAACCGUCCUCUUGUAUCAACAUAAUAGUACAAUAAUAGAUUUUGACAAUAUUUAAUCUUUUCGCUCCGGGACUGGUCCAUAUAUGGACCAGCAAGAAAAGCGAACGUAAUAGAUGUUUAUAAGGUCA